Messenger RNA from Megalobrama amblycephala (Wuchang bream), 1317 nucleotides. RefSeq names its product cystatin-like protein. NCBI's taxonomy places the organism in Eukaryota, Metazoa, Chordata, Actinopteri, Cypriniformes, Xenocyprididae. The transcript is spliced from 4 exons. The record is from RefSeq and is a predicted model, not a curated record. The coding region runs from base 60 to 539 and encodes 159 amino acids.
CCAGUUACUGCUUCUGACUAGAUCAGGCAAACAGUGAAGAACUUCAGUUACUGCGAAAGAUGAGAGGUUUGCUGUUACUGUUUAGCGCUCUGUUACUGCUGGAGUCAACAGUGGGAGACAAAGAAUAUCAUCAGCUAAGCCAAUAUGAGACAUAUAUUAUUGACAGAGCAAUAGAAGAAGCCAAUGAGAGAUAUGGAAGAACCAAACAUCUUGAUUUUGCCUCCAUUAAAAGUGCAAAUUAUGACAAGCGCAUGCUUAAUGUGUUAUUAAAACCCACCUCAUGUAAGAAGACAAAAGUAUUUGUCCAUCGGAAAGACUGUAAAAUCCAAGAUGAGGCUAGACCUAGAGUUUCUUGUGUUGCUUGUCGUGGAAAAAUGUCCUGUUUGCCUCUCAGAGAAAAAACAAAGAUUGAACAAACAAUAUUCGAAUGUUUGCGUCAUCGUCAUUAUAUUGGGGAAAACCAUCCGGUGUCACUCUUAGCAGGAAAUGAGCAAGAAACAGAAAAUUACCAACAACCUGAAUGUCUGGAAUGUGCCUGAGAAAUAAAAAUGCAACUGGCCGUAUGAAUUAAAAAACAAAACUACUAAUGAAAUGUACUCUGUAAACUUGGCCUCUCAAUUAUGAAGAUGUGUAUUAAUGUGUAUUUUUGCUCAACUAGCAGUUUUCUCAAUAUGUUUCAAUGUAAUGAUGUAAUUUUGAGAGAAAUAUGGAAAAUAAAGUAGCCUUAAUUGGUAUGUCCUAGUGUCGAAUAACAUACAAGUCAUUCAUAAUUGUUUAAAAAAUGUCUAAAUAUUCUUCAUAGAAAACAUUGUAAAAUUGCCCCCAUGAAUAAAAUCUUGAUCUUUAGACAAUUUAUUGGCACUGAAUUUGAGAGGUCCAAGAUAAUCUUGAAGAGUUAUUUUGAUUGUUUUCAUUAGUGUUUUAAAUUUAUGUAGAUCAAUAGUUACAAAUUAUAUUAAGGGACCUGAAGGUCAAAUGCUAACUGUUGGCUUUGUUAAGCAAUUUAAUUAAUCAUAACUAACAUUCUUUUUUCUUUCAGGAUUAACAUUUAUAUGCUUUUGAAAACUAAAUGUCCCCAACACUUGGGCCAAAAUGUGUCUAAAUAUAACAAAAGGGGAAACUAAACUAGACAGCUGUCUAAAUAUAUAACCUCAUGACUUUAGUAACAAGCUGAAAUAAUCAAGAAAUCCAGAUUUGCUUUUACCUAGUAAUAGAUAAUUAUACAUAUGAAGAACCAAUCAUAUUGAAGAAAAAUUAUGUAAUGAAUCAUGUCACCUUUUUCAUGCUUCUAUUCAAUAAAAACUGUUGUACACUUUU